CGCAGCACCACACCUCGCUCAGUCAAUAUGAGGAUACUGACAUGGAAUGUCAAUGUCCUCAGGACUGUGCUAGACUAUCACCCGUGGUCGAGCAUGGAGAAUAAGACGGUUGAGGGUCUGUUGGAGGGAUUGAAAGCAGAUAUCAGCUGCUUUCAAGAGCACAAGACGCGUCGGCCCCAGUUCACGAAAGCGAUGGCAUGCCCUGGCGUCUACGACUGCUUCUGUACGUGGCCACGAGGGAAGACGGGAUACUCAGGUGUCUGCACCUAUGUCGAUUCGCGCGUUUGUGUGCCCCUCAAGGCCGAGGAAGGCAUCACGGGGCUUCUACUCGACGACCCUACGAGCACCAUGAAGCCACCAUGGACGCCAGAGGAGCGGAUCGGCUACUACCCCGACAUGAACGACAUUGAUUUCGAGGAUGAGGUUGAUGGGACCCCGUUCGAUCCCCGGCGCUUGGAUACUGAGGGCCGUUCGGUGGUCAUCGACUGCGGCAUGUUCAUCCUGUUCAACCUCUACUGCCCCAACGAGACCAACGAGACUCGCCGGCCAUACAAGCUCAACUUUUACAAGGUUUUGCACGAGCGCGUGAGGCUCAUGAUGGCUGCCGGCCGCGAAGUCAUCCUUGCUGGCGACAUGAACAUCAUGCGAGCGCCGAUUGAUUCGGGGGAAGGCGGUAUCAAGACGACGGCCGACCAACACUACCAGCACCCUGCUCGCGUGUGGCUGGAGAAUUGGUGUGCUCCCAAGGGCCCCAUGGUGGACGUGGUCCGCGAGUCGUUCCCUGACCGCGAAGGCAUGUUCACAUGCUGGAACACAAAGAUCGAUGCGAGGCCAGCAAAUUACGGCUCGCGUAUCGAUUACGUUUUGUGCACGCCAGGACUUCGCCCAUGGAUCAAAGGAGGGGAUAUCGACGCCAGCGUUCACGGCUCAGACCACUGUCCUGUCUACAUUGACCUGCACGACUCGAUCGAGGUGGACGGCGAGACCGUCUUCCUUCGAGACUUGCUCAACCCGAAAGACCGGCCACCAUCCACAGCUCCCGUCUACCCAUCAGAUAUCCCAAGAACGGCGCCUGAGCCGCCCCGCUUCGCGACCAAGUUUCUGGAAGAGUUUUCGGCCAAGCAACGCACCCUCAUGAGUUUGUGGGGUGGGGCCAAGUCGAGAUCCAUUGAGCCAUCGGCCUCACCGUCGCCAGCACCUACUCCGACGGCAGAGGAUCCUCCGGAAACCCAGCAGCCUCCGUCCACUGCCGGGAGCAUCGCGGAGAAGCCUUCUUCUUCGCCACUAGCUGUGGCACGAGGGGCGUUCGCUGCCCUCGACGGUGCGUCGCAAUCCAAAGUCGAUCCACCACCUUCAUCCAAGCCAGCGCCAGUUCAGAAGGGCGAUACUGUCGACCUCACCUCGGAUGAACCCCCACGGAAGAAGCAGUCACUGGGUCCGGCAAAAUCUGCCCCUGCAGAGGUUAGUAGGAAGCCGGCACCCAAGCCCAAAGGCCAGCAAAAGCUGGCUGCCUUCUGGUCCGCUCCGGCAUCAUCAUCAGCAUCAGCAUCAACGUCCUCAAAACCGAAGCCAGCAGCCUCUGCUGCGGUCAAGCAGUCCCAGCCAGAACAAUCACCACCAAGAAAGAACAUUGCAUCGCAGUCCAACACCACCGAUCCCGCGCUAGUCGACACUGAACAUGACGAGCUUAUAGCCCAGGCUAUUGCUCAGGCCGAUGAAGAACGUGAGCGUGAGCGCAAGGCCAAGCAGGACGCCGCCGCCCCGGUCUGGUCCAACUUGUUCGCCAAGAAACUCCCUCCUCUAUGUACUGUGCAUCAGAAGCCUUGUAAAGAUUUCAUUGUAAAGAUAACCGGCCCGAACAAGGGCAAGCGCUUCUGGCUGUGCUCGCUUCCUGUAGGCCCUGGAUACGACAUGGGUCGCUCUAAACGACCUCGCGAGGACGUGGAUUCAAGGUACAAGUGUGACUUCUUCCUCUGGGACACGGCAAACAGUCGCAAGGAGACACCGAAGAGUCCGUCAAAGGGAUAAACCAUCGGCUGCCACAAUUAAUUUGUAUCAGUAGAAGCAGGACGCCCGACACUGUUUCAGUGGCCGCGUUUCAUGUAAGCAUGUAGGUC
Vanrija pseudolonga is the source of this 2117-nucleotide messenger RNA. Its product is annotated as DNA-(apurinic or apyrimidinic site) lyase 2. The coding region runs from base 28 to 2028 and encodes 666 amino acids. The transcript has 9 exons. The record is from RefSeq and is a predicted model, not a curated record. Gene Ontology annotation, biological process: base-excision repair. Gene Ontology annotation, molecular function: zinc ion binding; DNA-(apurinic or apyrimidinic site) endonuclease activity; double-stranded DNA 3'-5' DNA exonuclease activity. Gene Ontology annotation, cellular component: nucleus. NCBI's taxonomy places the organism in Eukaryota, Fungi, Basidiomycota, Tremellomycetes, Trichosporonales, Trichosporonaceae.